GUUCCAAAAAAAAAAAAAAGAAGAGAGAGACUACUCUCUCUCUCUCUCUCUCUCUCUCUAAGCUCGUACGUGCUGCAUCCUUUGAGUAGAGGGUGCCUCGAAUUCGAUUACCCCAGCGAGAAACAGGAGCUUCAGGUGAUCUAUCUCACUUGCGUUCAAUUUCGGUGACUUGGGGUGUGGGUUUAACGUUGUUUACCGGAGAGGAAGCUUGUGUUAGUGUCGGUGUCACUUUUUGUCGGCGACGGAUUCUGAUUCGGAGCUUGUUUCCGAACGGAGUUUGAGACUUUUCCGGUGAUGCUCUGUGGGGCGGAGAAGGCGUAUUUUGAGUUGGCUGCAAGGCGGAGGGCGUUUCUCGGAAUCUGCACUGUGCACGAGAUGAUCGAUAAGCAAUGGGGUGAUGAGUUUCUUCCAUUUCUAGGAAACCAAGGGCCAAACCGAAGUUGCUCAUUGAUGGAAUCCGACAGAAAAGUGGAAAUGGAUGAUCCGGAGAAGGAAAUGGCUAUGGUUGCUCAGCUCUUUGAGCAACUACAUGCAAAAACAUCUUCCCCGCAAGACAAAGAAUUAACUACGGCUAGUCUACAAGGUAUUGCGAGAGGCAGAAGAGAGGGAAGAUCACUUAUUGGUUCUUAUGCCCAAGCCAUGCCCUUAUUCGUAUCCAUACUUAGAAGUGGGACACCUUUGUCAAAAGUACAUGUCGCUUCAACUCUUAGUGUUUUAUGUAAAGACAAAGACUUGCGACUGAAAGUGCUUCUAGGUGGAUGCAUCCCACCAUUACUCUCCAUUUUGAAGUCUGGAUCUAUUGAAGCCAGGAAAGCAGCAGCAGAGGCUAUAUAUGAGGUUUCAUCUGCUGGAAUUUCCAACGACCACAUUGGGAUGAAAAUAUUUAUCAUGGAAGGUGUAGUGCCGACUUUGUGGGAUCAACUUAGUCUGAAAACAAAGCAGGAUAAAGUGGUUGAAGGGUUUGUCACUGGAGCUUUGAGGAAUCUUUGUGGCGUUAACGAUGAUUAUUGGAGAGAGACACUUGAGAGUGGUGGGGUAGAUAUGGUUGUGACUCUUUUAUCCUGUGAUAAUCCUAGUUCACAGGCCAAUGCUGCUUCUCUACUGGCUCGUCUAGUACUAUCCUUCUGCGACUGCAUCUCGAGAGUAUUGAAUUCUGGAGCUGUCAAAGCGCUAAUUCAGCUUCUAGGUCACACAAAUGAUGUUUAUGUUCGUGCUAGUGCAGCUGAGGCAUUGGAAGCUAUUUCAUCGAGGUCCGAUGAGGCUAAGAAAUGUAUUAAAGAUGCAGGAGGAGUUCAUGCUCUGAUUGAAGCCACUGUUGCUCCUUCAAAAGAGUGCAUGCAAGGACAACACGGACAAUCUCUACAAGAAAAUGCGACUAGAGCAUUGACAAAUGUCUUUGGUGGAAUGCGUCAUUUAAUCUUAUAUCUUGGAGAAUUGUCUGAGUCCCGUCGUUUAGCCGAGUCAGUUGCUGAUAUAAUUGGAGCCCUUGCCUAUGCUCUUAUGAUUUUCAAACAAAGCCCGGAGAGUGAUGAUGAAACAUUCGAUCCAUUAGUGAUAGAGAACAUCUUGGUGAAGUUACUAAAGUCUUGUGGUACUAAGUUAAUCCAAGAGCGGAUCUUGGAGGCUAUGGCAAGCUUGUAUGGAAACAAUAGUCUAUCGAGUUACUUGAAUGAUGCAGAAGCCAAGAGAGUCCUCAUCACACUCAUAACUUUGGCUUCUGCUGAAGUACGGGAACAUCUAAUAACAUGCUUGUCUUGCUUAUGCCAUGAUAAAAUAGGGAUUUGGGAAGCUGUUGGAAAACGAGAAGGGAUUCAGUUGCUUAUAUCAUUCCUGGGCCUGUCUAGUGAGCAGCACCAAGAGUAUGCCGUUGAAAUGUUGGCAAUCUUGACAGAACAGGUCGAUGAUAGUAAAUGGGCUGUAACUGCAGCUGGUGGGAUUCCUCCACUGGUCCAGCUACUGGAGACUGGAUCUCAGAAGGCAAAGGAAGAUGCUGCUUGCAAUCUCUGGAAUCUGUGCUGUCACAGUGAGGACAUCCGUGACUGUGUUGAAAGAGCUGGGGGUGUUCCAGCAUUGUUGUGGCUUCUGAAGAAUGGUGGACCAAAAGCUCAAGAAAUUUCUGCAAAGACCCUUAUGAAACUUGUCCAUACAGCUGAACCUGCUACAAUUAAUCAGUUAUUGGCACUACUCCUUGGGGAGACUCCCACUUCCAAGGUUCAUGUUAUGAAGGUAUUGGGUCAUGUGUUAUCAAAAGCAUCACAAAAGGAUCUUGUUCAUGAAGGCUCUGCUGCUAACAAAGGACUGAGGACCCUGGUCCAGUCCCUAACAUCACCAAACGAGGAAACCAAGGAGCACACUGCUUCUGUUUUAGCUGAUCUGUUCAGCUCAAGACAAGAUAUCUGUGAUAAUCUUGCGACCGAUGACAUAAUUAGUCCCUGGAUCAAGCUCCUUACUAACAAUACUCAGAAUGUGGCAAAACAUGUGGCUCGGGCAUUGGGUGCACUCUCCCGCCCAGUGAAGAAAAACGUUAGUAGAAAGAAGUUUUAUAUUGCAGAAGGAGAUGUCAAGCCUCUUUUUAAGUUGGCAAAGCACUCUUCGAUUGAGUCUGCUGAAACUGCAGUUUCUGCCCUGGCAAAUCUUUUAUUCGAUCCAGGUAUCGCUGCAGAGGCACUGGCUGAAGAUGUUGUUUCAGCUUUCGCCAGAAUUUUGGCAGAUGGAACUUCAGAAGGUAAGAAGAAUGCAUCACGGGCUCUUCAUCAGUUACUAAGGUAUUUUCCAGUAUGUGAUGUGCUCAAAGGAAGUGCUCAAUGUCAUUUUGUUGUUCUCUCCCUUGUCGAUUUUCUGAAAUCAAUCAAUAUGGAUUCCAUGGAUGCUUUCAACAUAUUAGAAGUAGUUGCCUUCUUGGCAAGGACUAAGGAUGGGGUGGGUUUCUCUUAUCAGCCACGUUCUGCCAUUGCUGAAGUUCUGUCAAGCUUAGAGACUCUUGUACAGUGCCUUGCUGAAGGCCCUACCCUGGUGCAAGACAAGGCCAUAGAAAUACUAUCAAGGCUCUGCUCAGAUCGGCAAGCUGUGCUUAGUGAACUCUUGGUUAUAAGGUCAAAUUCGAUAUGUUCAUUGGCUGAUCGAAUAAUGAAUGCGUCCAGCUUAGCAGUGAGAGUUGGAGGGGCGAUCUUGCUCCUAUGUGCUGCAAAAGGACACAACCAACCAACAAUUGAGGCACUCAAUAAAUCUGGGUUUUCAAAACCUUUAUUAUAUGCCUUGGUAAAUAUGGUGAAGCAGAAUUUUAAUAGCUCUCCUUCAGAAGUUGAAGUUCAGACACAUAAUGGCUUUAUGGAAAAAAAUAUGCUCCAUGAGACAGGUGAUUUUUCUUUUUCUGAUCCAGCUAGAAUCUUGGGUGGUACAGUUGCCUUGUGGCUGCUAUGCAUACUCUCUUCAUCCGAUGCCAAGACAAAACUAAUUAUCAUGGAAGCUGGUGGACUUGAGGCUCUCUCUGAGAAGCUUGCUAGGUUUACUUCCAGUCCUCAGGCUGAAUUUGAGGAUACAGAAGGAAUUUGGAUUAGUACCUUGCUCCUGGCCAUCAUGUUUCGAGAUGAAAAUGUUCUCUUGUCUCCAACAACGAUGCGUAUCAUUCCAUCCCUUGUUCUUUUGCUUAGAUCUGACGAACUUAUGGAUAGAUACUUCACUGCCCAGGCAAUGGCUAGUCUUGUUUGUCACGAAAACAGAGGGAUUAAUCUGACAAUUGCAAAUUCGGGUGCGGUCUCUGGGAUAAUAAGCCUAAUUGGCUUUGUUGCAUCAGAAAUGCAAAACUUCAUUGCCUUAUCUGAAGAAUUUUCUCUGGAGAAAAAACCUGAUCAAGUCAUUCUUCAAUACCUCUUUGAAAUCAAAGAUGUAAGACUCGGUUCUACUGCACGAAAAUCUAUCCCACUGCUAGUAGAUCUCUUACGACCAAUUCCCGACAGGCCUGGAGCCCCUCAAUUUGCUGUUCAGAUCUUGACCCACAUUGCAGAUGGAAGUGAUGCUAAUCAAUUGUUAAUGGCUGAAUCUGGAGCUGUGGAAGCUUUAGCAAAAUACCUUUCUUUGAGCCCUCAAGAUUCUAUGGAGUUCACCAUAUCUGAAUUGUUGAAGAUACUAUUUAGCAAUCACGAGAUUAAACGAAAUGAAGCGGCCCUGAGUUCCUUGAAUCAGCUCAUAGCAGUUCUGCAUAUGGGGUCGAGAAGUGCAAGAUACAGUGCUGCUGGAGCUCUGAAUGAACUUUUUGAUGCAGAAAUCAUCAGAAAUUCUGAAUUAUCAUGGCAGGCUGUUCAACCAUUGAUGGACAUGCUGAGUACUGUAUCAGAGAAUGAACAAGAAGCAGCUCUCUCGGCUCUAAUCAAACUUACUUCGGAGAAAACUUGGAAUACAUCUCUUCUGACCGAUCUGGAAGGAAAUCUGCUGGAGAACAUGAACAAAAUCUUAUGUUCAGCUUCUGCUUCAGAGGCAUUAAAGAUAAAUGCUGCCAGGCUUUGUUCCGUUGUCUUCUCUAAUAAAAGCAACAGAACAAGUCCAUUCGCCAGUGAAUGUGUUAUACCACUUAUAUCACUUAUGCAGUCUGAUAGAAGUGAAGCAGUCGAAGCUGCAGUUUGUGCUUUCGAGAGAUUAUUGGAUGAUGAGCAACAGUUAGAGCUCAUGGCUGCUCAUAAUAAUAUCGUGAAUCUCUUGGUUGCCGUUGUUUCUGGGUCAAAUCAUGGGCUUAUCGAGACCAGCUUAUCAUCUCUGAUUAAGUUGGGGAAAGACCGAACACCACGGAAACUGGACAUGGUUAAAUCUGGAAUCAUUGAGAACUGUCUUAAGCUAUUACCAGGAGCGCCCAGUUCGUUAUGUGCGUCGAUUUCCGAGCUGUUUCGUGUUUUAACCAAUAGUGGUGCCAUUGCUAGAAGUUCGGAGGCCGUUAAAAUUGUAGAGCCUCUUUUCAAGGUUUUGCUUCGAUCGGAUUUGACCCUUUGGGGACAACACAGUGCCUUGCAAACUCUUGUAAAUAUCUUGGAAAGGCCUAACAGUCUUACAGCUUUUAAUCUUACGCCAAGUCAAGCCCUUGUGCCUUUGAUUUCAUUUCUGGAAUCUCCAUCUCAAGCAAUUCAACAGCUCGGGGCAGAACUGCUAAGUCAUUUCCUCUCAAUGGAAGAUUUCCAGCAAGACAUCACAACACAGAAUGCCGUCGUACCACUGGUGCAGCUUGCGGGAAUUGGAAUACAGACUCUGCAGCAAAACGCCAUCAAGGCAUUGGAGAGUAUCUCUGUUACAUGGCCUAAGGCUGUUCUUGAAGCUGGAGGUAUUUUCGAGCUCUCAAAGGUUAUUCUUCAGGAAGAUCCUCAACCACCUCUUCCAUUAUGGGAGUCAGCUUCUUUUGUGCUCUCCAAUAUUCUGCAAUCCGACUUAGAGUGCUAUUUCAGAGUUCCACUGGCUGUACUCGUAAAAAUGUUGUUCUCGACCAUAGAGAGCACUGUGACAGUGGCUCUUAAGGCAUUGAUGGUUUAUGAGAAGAACGAUGCUUCAAGUGCCGUACAAAUGGCUCAGCUUGGAGCAGUCGAUGCUUUGUUGGACCUGUUGAGAUCUCAUCAAUGCGAAGAAGCAACAGGAAGCUUACUCGAAUCGAUAUUCAACAAUCCAAGGGUACGGGAUUUGAAGAUGUGCAAAUAUGCAAUAGCCCCGAUAUCACAGUAUCUAUUGGACCCUCAUACAAGAUCAGAACCUGCAAGACUUCUUGCUGCUCUUGCCCUUGGGGACCUUUCCCAGCACGAAAGGCAUGCUAGAUCUAGUGGUUCUGUUUCCGCUUGUCGGGCUCUUAUUAGUGUACUGGAAGAGCAGCCAACCGAAGAAAUGAAAAUGGUGGCAAUCUGUGCUUUGCAGAAUUUCGUGAUGAACAGUAGAACAAAUAGGCGAGCAGUUGCAGAAGCUGGUGGAAUAUUGUUGAUCCAGGAGCUGUUGUUGUCAAGUAACACAGAAGUUUCAGGGCAAGCUGCAUUGAUGAUCAAAUUCUUAUUCUCCAACCAUACACUUCAAGAAUAUGUCUCGAAUGAGCUUAUCAGAUCAUUAACCGCUGCCCUCGAGAGAGGCUUGUGGUCUUCAGAAGCAACUAUAAAUGUAGAAGUCUUGAAAACCUUAAAUGUGAUCUUCUCCAACUUCCCGAAGCUCCGUGCCUCAGAAGCCGCCACUCUCUGUAUCCCUCAUUUGGUAGCAGCCCUCAAAUCGAGCGUCGAAGAUGUCCAGGAAUCUGUAUUGGAUAUUCUCUACUUGCUAAAACACUCGUGGCCGAAUAUGCCAAUUGAUGUUGCGAAAUCUCAAGCUAUGAUGGCGGCUGAAGCAAUUCCUGUUCUGCAAAUGCUGAUGAAGACAUGCCCUCCUAAGUUCCAUGACAAGGCGGAUAGCUUGUUGCAUUGCUUACCAGGUUGUCUGACUGUACAUGUAAAGCGAGCCAAUAACUUAAAGCAGUCCUUGGGAGCUACAAACGCCUUUUGUCGGUUAACCAUCGGAAACUGUCCCCCACGACAAACUAAGGUUGUGAAUCAUAGCAUCUCACCUGAAUGGAAAGAAGGAUUUACAUGGACAUUUGAUGUGCCUCCCAAAGGACAAAAGCUUUACAUUAUAUGCAAGAACAAAAGCACAUUUGGAAAGACGACAUUAGGACGUGUGACUAUCCAAAUAGACAAAGUUGUGACGGAGGGAGUGUACAGUGGAUCUCUAAGUUUGAAUCACGACAGCAACAAAGGUGCCUCUUCUAGGUCGCUCGAAAUCGAGAUUGAAUGGUCUUGUCGGACAUCUGAUGAUACCACUUGAGAAUACAAAAAAAAAACAGCUUUCUUCCAUCUCGAUUCCUCGAAGCAAUGCACUGUGACUCGAGUCACGGAUUAAUGCACAUCGGUACGAGACUCUGUGUUUAAUAUUUGCUCCUGAUAGUUGUGGCAGGAA
Molecule: messenger RNA, 6942 nt
Organism: Tarenaya hassleriana
Lineage: Eukaryota; Viridiplantae; Streptophyta; Magnoliopsida; Brassicales; Cleomaceae
Exons: 8
Coding region: 295-6810 (2171 amino acids)
Biological process (GO): regulation of cellulose biosynthetic process; anisotropic cell growth
Cellular component (GO): cellulose synthase complex
Molecular function (GO): microtubule binding
Source: RefSeq, a predicted model, not a curated record